Amphibalanus amphitrite is the source of this 2196-nucleotide messenger RNA. RefSeq names its product sulfotransferase 1A1-like. Gene Ontology annotation, molecular function: sulfotransferase activity. The transcript has 4 exons. Gene Ontology annotation, cellular component: cytoplasm. Gene Ontology annotation, biological process: sulfation. The coding region runs from base 128 to 1165 and encodes 345 amino acids. The record is from RefSeq and is a predicted model, not a curated record. Lineage: Eukaryota; Metazoa; Arthropoda; Thecostraca; Balanomorpha; Balanidae.
CACUGGCCAGAUAGCACUGGAGCUGAGCGGACUACAGUCGAACCGCUGCGCUGGGAGGAGUGCGAAGGGGUGCCUGCGUAAAACAGUGGUUGUUCGGAGAGAGCUAUCACACUUCUUACGACAAAAGAUGAGUUCGGAGAAAAGGAUUCCAUUGCCAUUCAAGAUUAUCCCGCUAGAAGAUGAAGUUCAACAGAAGAUAGCGAAGGAUUUUGCUGGCUAUCCGAACGGCCUGGUCUCCUGCAACCACUGGGGCUUCAAGUUUUCAGCGACCGUGACUGAACAGGAGGUGGAGGACAUGUACAACCAUCCUCUGGACCCACGUGACGUGUGGGUGGUGACGCCUCCCAAGUGUGGAACUACCUGGACCCAGGAGAUGGUCUGGCUGAUCGCCAACGAUCUCGACUACGAGGGCGCCAAGACGCCAUUCAUUCCAGACAGGUGGAGUUUUGUUGAUUUCCCCGGCCUCUCUGAUAAGGAGUAUAUGAAACGCUUCACUUCAAAUCCUUCUGAAAAAGAUGGCGCCACUGGAGGUCCUCCCAACUUGGCGGGAGAUCCGAAUCGGCCGCCGCCGCGGUUCGUCAAGUCGCACCUGCCGUUUUCCCUCAGCAACCCUCGUUUGCUGGAUGUCUGCAAGGUGGUCUACGUGGCCAGGAAUCCCAAGGAUGCCUGCGUCUCCUACUAUCAUCAUAUGAGACUGAUACGCGUGCAUGACUUCCUAGGAGAUAUUGAGCUCUUCACGGAGUACUUUAUGAAAGACGAGCUGGGUGAAUCGCCCUUCAUCGAACACAUGAUCGAGGCAUGGAACCUGCGUCACCACCCCAACCUCUGCUUCCUCUUCUACGAGGAUAUGAAGAAGGAUCUGAGAUCGCAGAUCCGCAAGGUGGCCAAGUUCUUCGGAAAGGACUACUCUGAAGAACAGGUGGACAAUCUGGCAGAGCACCUCCACAUCGACAACUUCAAGAAGAAUCCGUUCGUAAACUUCGAGAGCCUGAAUAAGCUUGGUCUUACGUACCCAGAUCGCGGCAGCUUCGUCAGGAAGGGCAAGACGGGUGACUGGAAGAACCACUUCACUCCUGAGAUGAAUGAAAAGUUCGACAAGUGGAUGGAGGAGAAGCUGAAGGGAACGGAUCUCACUUUUGUCCAGGAACUAGAGAAGCAGGACUAGAGGUCAUUAUGACGAUCCUCCUGUUGAUGCUGCUGCUGAUGCUGCUGCUGCUGCUGAUGAUGAUGUUGAUGAUGGAAGUCAUCAUGACCCGGACGCUGAUGAUGAGGAAGAGCCGGUUGACUAUCAAUGCAAUCUACAAAUACGUACUGCAUGAUUUUUCUAAUCUAAGCGGGGUUAAAAUGAUGUAAAACGUAGACAUACGAAUUAACAGCUGCUUGACCUGAUGGUAUGCUUUAUGGUACUCUUAAAGUAUAAACUGAGUUAUGCAGUAUUCAUGCUGCUGACAGCUGAAUGUGACCAGAUGAGCGUUUUCCUGAGUAAUUUUUUAUUUUAGGUCAUCAUUGUUCUCACUUCUCAUCCGGUAUUCACUCUUGGUUUUAGAGAAGGUCUUCACUUUUAAGCUCAUCAAAUCAUGCGUUUUAUAUAUCAGCCAUCAUGUUGCCUGUGAGACUGCUUCCGCCUCCCUUGCAUAAUGCCUAUUGCAUGCUUAUCGUAUGCAAUAGGCAUUAUGCAAAAUAACACAGAACAACUAGUGCAUGGACGCGUUUUAAUUAUUAAAUCUUCAUCAGCAUGACAUAACCACAGAGAAAACAAGAUAUAGCACACACACCUUGUGUUCUCUGUGUUUCUCUGUGUUUCUCUGUUUCUCUGUCUUCUCUGUUUGUUUUCUCUGUGGUUAUGUCAUACUGAUGAAGAUUUGAUAAUCGAAACGAGUCCAUGCACUAUUUGUUCCGUGUUUUUCUACUUGUCUCUAUCAAUCAAUAUACAUAUUAUGCAAAAUGCAUUGUAUGCGUCAUAAACCUCGGUAUAGAGACGCCUAUGUAUGCGUAGACGUGUGUGUAUCUCCGUCUAUCGCGUGUUUCAAGUCGUGCUGGUUUACGAGCUUCAGAGUGAUUAAUAUAACUGUAGUUUCUAAAUUGCACGGGACGGUUGUAAUCUUUACGUGCGCUUCUUGUCCCGAUGGCUGUUUUCGUCCCUCACUUCGUCGUCUAAAAAAACGUUUUGUUAAAUACAAUGAAGUCUAUCUUGAA